This is a messenger RNA of Tachysurus fulvidraco (yellow catfish), 1255 nucleotides long. It is a transcript of the gene vta1, whose product is annotated as vesicle (multivesicular body) trafficking 1. The coding region runs from base 96 to 1016 and encodes 306 amino acids. Lineage: Eukaryota; Metazoa; Chordata; Actinopteri; Siluriformes; Bagridae. Gene Ontology annotation, cellular component: multivesicular body. Gene Ontology annotation, biological process: late endosome to vacuole transport via multivesicular body sorting pathway. The transcript has 8 exons. The record is from RefSeq and is a predicted model, not a curated record.
GCACACUUCCUGACUCAUCAAACCCGGAAGUGACUCCUUCUGCUGUUUGUUUUUGUCUGGUCCUGUUGGAGAUUUACUGGACAUUUUGUAGUAUUAUGGCUGUCCCACCGCAGUUAAAAGCUGUUCAACAUCAUUACAAAACAGCGCUGGAACAUGAUGAAAGAGACCCGGUCGUAGCGUAUUACUGUCGUCUCUAUGCCAUGCAGACGGGGAUGAAGCUGGACAGUAAAACUCCAGAGUGCCGUAAGUUCCUCAUGAAGCUCAUGGAUCAACUGGAGCUGAUGAAGAAAGAGCUCAGCACCAAUGAAUCCAUCUCCCAGGAGAUUGUGGGCAACGCCCAUAUCGAGAACUACGCCUUAAAACUCUUCUUCUACGCCGACAACGAAGAUCGAUCAGGCCGCUUCCACAAGAACAUGAUCAAGUCUUUCUACACCUCCAGCCUCCUGUUGGACGUGCUGUGUGUGUUCGGCGAGUUAUCAGAGGAGAACCUUCAGCACAGGAAGUAUGCCAGAUGGAAGUCGACCUACAUUCACAACUGCCUGAAGAACGGAGAGACUCCUCAGUCUGGGCCGAUCGGCUUGGAAGGGGAAGCGUAUGAUGAAUUCGGCAUUGAAGCUGGCGGUCCAUCCUACACUUCUCCUGAUCCAUCUCAGCCUCAACCCUCCUCCAGUGUGAAUGUAGACCAAGACCAAGGCCCAGCUUCUGUCCCUCCAGCCAACUUUAACACUAUCCAGGUUCCUCCUGGCUCUCACGCUCCAGCCAACACACCUGCAGAUCUUCCUCAUCCAGCAGCAGCGUCUGCAAAACCAGUUCCUGCUCCCCGGAUUGUGCCAGUGGGCGAGCCCUUACCCCACACCAUCAACCAACCAGGUGAUGUUCAUCUCACUGCAGAAGACUUUACUCGGGCUCAGAAGUACUGCAAGUACGCAGGCAGCGCUCUCCAGUACGAGGACGUCUCUACUGCAGUACACAACUUACAGAAAGCCCUGAAGCUCCUCACCACUGGCGAAGAAUGAGAGCUUUGUGUUGCUUUCUCACUCAUCUGAACUGUGCUGCUCUACUCCAGAUCUCUCUCUCUCUCAGUACAUCUGUUCCACAUCUGCACUUCCACUGCUGCCCAUUAAAAAAGAAAAAUAAAAGAUGGAGAUUAGGAUUAUAAUCUAUCAGGUGCAUGUGAACUCUGCCUUCUAAUGAAAUGCUGUGUUCAGUUUAUGUAGCACAGAUUUAAUAAAUUAAUGCCCCUGCACUUAAAGCA